CUUCAAUCCUCUCGUCGACAACCGCACGACACGACAAUACCGCCCACCAUGUCUUCCAAGGUCAAGGCUGGUCAGCUCUGGGGAAAGAGCAAGGAUGAUCUCACCAAGCAGCUCGAGGAGUUGAAGCAGGAGCUCAGCCAGCUCCGCGUCCAGAAGAUCGCUGGCGGUGCCUCGUCGAAGACCCAGAGAAUCCACGACGUCCGCAAGUCGAUUGCUCGUGUCAACACCAUCAUCAACGCCAACCAGCGUGCUCAGCUCCGCCUGUUCUACAAGAACAAGAAGUACCUCCCUCUCGAUCUCCGCCCCCAGUACACUCGUGCUAUCCGCCGCCGCCUUACCAAGCACGAGGCUACCCUCAAGACCGAGAGACAGAAGAAGCGCGAGAUCCACUUCCCUCAGCGCAAGUACGCUGUUAAGGCCUAAAUUGAAGACGGGUCGUGUCUGGAUUUAGAUGGAGUUCCGGGAACGUCGUUAUAAAGAUGACGGUUUGGACCACCUUGUGUGGGUCGGUUGCACCAAAAACGUCUUUUUAAAAGAAAUUGAUUAUGUAUCUUAGAAAAAAGAUGCAAGUCAAUAUUAAAUUAAGGCUUUAUUUGACAUGACAAUGAUAAUGCACGACUUCCGACCGCGAUAUGGCAACUUUUCCUAUAAUUUGGACCCUUGGGGCUGAUGGCCUAGGCCGAGGUCUUACCUGACUGACACUCAUAUUAUUCAAGUAUCACUUGCGAAUCAGAGGAAUUUUAUAGUGUUCCGCUAGUUCAACCAUCCCUGAAUGUCGCAUGCACAUGGUUCAGCAAAAGCAUAUAAUCCUACGUAGUCCUAGGCCUCUACUGCUACACAGUUUUUAUGCUCCUAGGCACCUCUAUCUAUUAGGACAUCAUUUAUCGUUUGCAAAA
Molecule: messenger RNA, 896 nt
Organism: Aspergillus alliaceus
Lineage: Eukaryota; Fungi; Ascomycota; Eurotiomycetes; Eurotiales; Aspergillaceae
Product: 60S ribosomal protein uL29
Exons: 4
Coding region: 49-423 (124 amino acids)
Biological process (GO): maturation of LSU-rRNA from tricistronic rRNA transcript (SSU-rRNA, 5.8S rRNA, LSU-rRNA); translation
Cellular component (GO): ribosome; cytosolic large ribosomal subunit
Molecular function (GO): mRNA binding; structural constituent of ribosome
Source: RefSeq, a predicted model, not a curated record